Molecule: messenger RNA, 1155 nt
Organism: Strongyloides ratti
Lineage: Eukaryota; Metazoa; Nematoda; Chromadorea; Rhabditida; Strongyloididae
Exons: 4
Coding region: 1-1155 (384 amino acids)
Source: RefSeq, a predicted model, not a curated record
AUGAAAAAUGUUUUAUUUGGAAGAUUUAAAAGCAAUAAUAUCAAAAAUGUUAUCAUAUCAUCAAUUGAAAGUAUUGGAAAAUUUAAUGAAACACAUGUUAUAAUGUUUGAUAUGCAAAACUUUGAUUUUCCUUUAGAAAUUAUUAAUAAGGGUGCAAAACAUGUAACAAUAGUUGAAGGUGACAAAAAAUAUCAUCGAUGGCAAGUGAAUUCUCUUAAUAAAUGGAAGUUAAAUAAUAAUGCUAUACAUGAUAAAAAUUAUUUGAAUACAAAUAAAAAUUUUCCAUCUAUUUUAUUGGCUUCAAAAUGUGUCCUUUAUGCUAAUGUGGAGGAGAUAUUUAAUACAACACAACAAGGAAAAAAAAAUAGUAAAACUUUUAUUAAACAAAUUUUACAAUUCAAUUCUAAUGAUUACAAAAAUAAACAUCCAAAAGAACGUUUUCGAUUUAAUGAUAAUGAAUUGAUUCCUUAUUCAAAGAAUACUGUUUUUAUUACUGCAACAAAUACUUCAUUAAGUCAAAAACAUUGUAUUAAUUAUUUAAAAAAUGAAGCUUCUGCUUUUUAUUCACAAAAAGAAAGUCCACUCUUGUCAACUAAAACUAAAAUAUCUUUCAUAACAUUUAUUAAUCCUGAGUUAUUUAUUGAAAUAUUUUCAGUAAAAAAUAACUUACCUACUGCCUCUAAAUCAACAAUAAAAGAAUCACUUUUUUUAAAUACUCUUUUCAAUAUAAAAGAUAUUGGUUCUUUUAAUUGUAAUGAAUUCAGUCCAAACAUGAUUUUACCUGAAUAUACAACAACAAAAUUAUCAAAACUUGAUAAAUGCAAAGUAGAUCCAAAUUUAAUCAAAGGAAUUCUUAUACAACCAAAAAGUAUUUCAGAAUUGAAUUUAAAUAAUUUAAAAGUUAAUGAAGAGUUUGUUUUAAGAUUAAAAUUUUUAAUUUCUCAAAUUAUUAAUAUAAAAAGUAAAGAAACUGUUGAAGAGGCAUUUCAACGAAUAUUUUUAACAUAUCCUAAAGAUAUUGACAUAUCAGCCAAAUUUUGGUCUAUUCCUUUAAAUAAAUUGUUAGAUAUUUUAUCACAAUUAUUAAAUAAACCAUUAACUGAACAAAUGGAAAAAGAAUUUAAAAAUUUUUGUUUUCAAAAUAAAAAUGUUUAA